This is a messenger RNA of Aspergillus bombycis, 1917 nucleotides long. RefSeq lists its product as uncharacterized. The record is from RefSeq and is a predicted model, not a curated record. Bases 1 to 1917 code for a protein of 638 amino acids. The transcript has a single exon. Lineage: Eukaryota; Fungi; Ascomycota; Eurotiomycetes; Eurotiales; Aspergillaceae.
AUGACUGGAAAAGUUCCUCAUGCUGCUUUCUGUGAGGAAUACGACGAGGACGCUCAUGUUAUCAUCCCGGACACCCGUCAAGUCGCCAACCUCGCUGCCAAACGUUCGAAACUCGACCUGAGAUCAGCUGGCGAAGCCCUAGUUGAUAUUGCAAGCGAUUCUGGCUACUCUAGUCGCACUGCCGCUACUGCGAACAGCACCCAAUCUGGCCCGUCGGGCCGGAAAGACCCUGUCCCUCUUAAAAUUGACACGGCGCCCAAGAGGGCCGACCUCGAACGUGUUCGCUCCCACCGCAAAGACCGUCCAAAAGAACGACCUACUCGCCCUUCUUGGGACGAGAAAAUGCAAGUUGGCACCUAUCCAGCCGUGAGCCAUCACCACGCCUCCAUGCAGCGGUCGCCAUCGCGGUCCCGCAGACGGGAAAAUUCCCAGAUGCGGCACUUUCCUGGCACCUGUUGGGAGUGUGAUCAAGGCUUGUAUCAUGGGUCGACCCCCGUUGAACCGCGAGCCAUCGACUACCCCUAUUAUAUGUCGCCAUCCACCACGUCGUCCGCCCACGACUACCCCCCUCCGUCACCACAAGGUCCGCGGUAUGCCCCUUCCGCCGUCCAGGAUGUUCAUGUCUCCCACAGCAACCGGCCUCGCAACGGUCGCUCGUACUCUUAUAAUACGAACAACAACCGACCGGUGAGCUUUCAUGGCAUGAUUCCAGGGAUGGGUGGCGGAGCUAUGUAUCCCCCCAGCCAUAUGGGCCGCUACGAACAUGGACCCCCUCCAUCCUCGUCCGCCUACACCAAUACGCCAGCCUAUGCUCCAUCUUACGGCCAACCGUCCCCGUAUUUUGCCGCCAUGUCCGACUAUGGUGCGCCCGAUCGCCAAGAACGGUCGGCCUCCAGGACGCGGGACCAAGGCAGACCACGGCGGGGAUCCACUUACGGGCCACCCGUUGUCGACUACGAUCCGCCUUCGGCGUAUGAGGAUGAUGAGUCCCUCGAUCUCGGGCCGCCCCGCGCACCCCGACCACGGCUUCCCUCCCAUUCUUCCCAUGACCGAGAUGAAGACUAUUAUCGCAUGCCGCCGCCGCCCGUGAAGCACAAGCCCGCGCCGCACGUUAUUCAGAAACGACCGGAACUCCACCGCAAAAUGAUGACUACGUCAUCGAUCACGUCCGAUCGCCACCCAUCUCGCUCGAUGGACCUGUCUGAGAUGAGAGAUGCUUUGCCAGAGUAUGGAUAUCGACGGUCAUCCCGGGAGACCGUGAUUCCUGCGCGAACCCGUAGCAUUCGAGACAGUCGACGCCCCACAUCCUACCAUGAAUCUUCGCGCCCUUCACGGGUUGCGGUCGAGAAUUCCCGUCGCCGACGGCCGACCGUCUAUGAGUACGAGGAUGGUGACGAUGAUGAAGAGGAUGAGGAAGACGACGGUGACGAGAUUGAGGAGAAGCAACGGUCGGCCGAGGAGUACCAGGCGUCUCGUUCUGGCAAAGUAGUGCCAACGCCGUUGACGGAGGAUGCCCUGUACAAAUCUAAGGCGUCUCGUGCAGAAAGUGACAGCGGCAGUCAGAAGAGUCGCUCAAAUAGCAGCCGUGGUAGCGAUGCACGGACCCAAAACGGUAGUGGCAGUGUGGCCAAGGUAGAGGAAGAUAACAAUAUUGUUAUGACAAUGAAUGGCGUUACGAUGAGCUUUACACAAGAGUCUGUUGGCGGAAAGAAGAUCAGUCUCCGAACAGGCGACGCGGGUGCAGUCGAACUGAACAUCGAAGGGAAACGACCAAAGAAGUACCUGACGAAUGGUUCUGACUACACGGGAAGCGUGGGUCAGAGACAACUAGAAGACCCCCGGCGGGCUCGUCCCGACCGACGGUCCGAUCGCGCCAGUCGGCGGUCGAGUCGGUCGACCUACAGCGGUCGAUACUAG